Amphiprion ocellaris (clown anemonefish) is the source of this 4418-nucleotide messenger RNA. It is a transcript of the gene epn1a, whose product is annotated as epsin 1a. The coding region runs from base 412 to 2355 and encodes 647 amino acids. Gene Ontology annotation, cellular component: plasma membrane; clathrin vesicle coat; endosome. The record is from RefSeq and is a predicted model, not a curated record. Gene Ontology annotation, biological process: endocytosis. The transcript has 14 exons. Gene Ontology annotation, molecular function: phospholipid binding; clathrin binding. Lineage: Eukaryota; Metazoa; Chordata; Actinopteri; Pomacentridae.
UCUGUCUACAGGGAGGUGCGGUCUCUGUACCAGGGGGGCGCGGUCUGUCCCGUAGGCGAGGACGGAAGCGGAAACUCGGCCAUCUCCUCGUCCAGCCAGGCUCCAGGCUCCAGCAGUCUCUUUAAGGCGUCUUUAUGUCUUGGAGAUGAUGGACUGAUUACGUGAGCGCUGUUGUUUCACAGCAAUAAAACCGAUGAUUUUCUCACCGUGGAAGAACCCGACAUACUACAGUUUUCGUCUCCCAGCCGUCUGUUUUUUUGGGACCCGAUGUCGCCUCGGGACGAACUGAGACGUCCAUGAACGAGAGGGCGAGAAGACCGAGAAGCUAGAAGACACUGAGAGGAGAGACCCUUAUUCUGCGUCAUUCUUGUGUAACAGAUUUCAACAGAACUCGACGGCCAGACCGUUGCCAUGUCGACCUCAUCGCUACGGCGACAAGUAAAGAACAUCGUCCACAACUAUUCAGAGGCUGAAAUCAAGGUUCGGGAGGCGACGUCCAAUGACCCGUGGGGCCCCAGCAGCUCGCUCAUGUCGGAGAUCGCUGAUCUCACCUACAAUGUCGUGGCCUUCUCGGAAAUCAUGAGCAUGGUGUGGAAACGCCUCAAUGACCAUGGCAAGAACUGGAGACACGUCUACAAGGCUAUGACUCUCAUGGAGUACCUGAUCAAGACGGGUUCAGAACGUGUCGCCCAGCAGUGCCGAGAGAACAUCUACGCAGUCCAGACCCUCAAGGACUUCCAGUACAUAGACCGGGACGGCAAAGACCAGGGUGUGAAUGUGAGAGAGAAAGCCAAACAGCUGGUAACGCUGCUGAAAGACGAGGAGAGACUAAGAGAGGAGAGAAUCCACGCCCUCAAAACCAAAGAGAAGAUGGCACAGACCUCCAGUGCCUCCUCGGCCCCCUCAGCUCCCAGCCUGGGGGGCAGCCUGUCCCUGGGCUCCCACUCUGGAGGGGCGGAUCCUGAGCAGGCCUGGCCUCAGAGCUCCGGAGAGGAAGACCUGCAGCUCCAGCUGGCUCUGGCCAUGAGCAAAGAAGAGGCGGAGCAGACUAGCAAGGACCCCCUGGAGGACGCAGAGUUCCGCUAUGCUCUCACACUCAGCAAAGAGAUGCACCAAAAGGAGGAACGACUUCGCCGAGGAGACGACCUGCGACUGCAGAUGGCCAUCGAGGAGAGCAAGAGGGAGAAACCCAAACCAGAGGAGAGCACCCUGAUGGAGCUGAGUGCCGUCGACCCCUGGGGGGCCCCUCCUGCUGCUGCUGCUGCCCCUGGGGGCUCCACUGGCCCCUCACCUCCACCCACCGUCCCUGCUCCCGCCGCCUCGGGCCCCUGGGACUCGGCCCCCACAGACCCAUGGGGAGUCGCAUCGCCCACGUCCCCCACCAGCACGGACCCCUGGGGGGGAGGAGCCCCGCCCACCGUAGCUCCUCCCCCAGACCCCUGGGGGGAGACGGCCAACAGAGUGAACAACGUGGACCCCUGGGGGAGUUCAGCUGUGACCCCCCCCAGCUCCGACCCCUGGGGCCCCCCAGUGCCGCCCAGCACUUCCUCCUCGGGGGGACCAGUAGACCCCUGGGCGAGCGACGGGCCGGUCCCCGAGCCAAUCAGCUCCGACCUCUGGAGCGCCACCGCCAAACACACAAACGGCACAGGAGAUCCAGAGCGGCGAGGAUCUUCGGCGGCCGGCUGCGACAGCACAGGAUCUCCGGUUCCAUUCAACCUCUCGUCUCUCGGCUCGUCGCUUCCGGUCCGUAAAACUCCAGAGUCCUUCCUGGGGCCCAACGCCGCCCUGGUGGACCUGGACUCCCUGGUGUCUUCUAAACCCAAACCCAAACAGCCGCCGCCUCCUUCCAUCUCCUCCUCGUCAGCGCACAACCCCUUCCUCCAGAACACAGGUUCAUCUCCAGCCCCCGGCAUGGCCGUGACUCCCGGCAGCACCAUCUCCAGUCGGGGCGUCUCUCCGACGCCGGCCUCCUCCAACCCAUUCGGCGUGGCCCCCCCCAUGACCUCUAUCUCCCCCCAGCCCUCCUCGCUGGGCCUCAGCGGCCUCCGCACCAGCCCGGUGCCCCCCAACCCCAUGCUGGGCCUGGUGCAGCCGGGGCUGGGUCCCAUGGGCCCCAUGGGCGUGGGGGCCCCUGGGAUGGGCCUGGGCAUGAUGCAGGCCAGCCCCAUGGGAAUGCCCUACAGCGGGCUCUCCCCCAUGGCCCCGCCAGGCCCUGCCCUCCUGGGGCCCGGAGCUCCGCCUCCUCAGCUGAUUUUGGGUGGGCCGUCUGGACCGGGGGGCGUGAUGGGGGCCGGGGGGUCGGUGGGCGGCGGCGGGGCGGCGGGGGCCAGCACCAACCCCUUUCUUCUUUGAGGAAGUGACAUCCCUGCUCCGCUCACCUGUCGGCCUGGUCUACCUGCUGCCCCCCCCCCACCCCCUCAGCCAGAAGACGAACGUCUCGAUAUUUAAAGAAGAAUUAAACUCUUUCUUUUCCUUUUCCUCGGAGAGCAUUAUUUCAUUUCAGAUGAUUUUAGUUCCUUUCAUUUCAAGGCGGGUUGUUUUCGGGGGGAAAUAGAGAUUCUAUUUAUUUUGUUUUAAUCCACUUCUGUUGGUGUCGUACUUCCUGUUGUGUUUCAGUCCUGUUGUGAUGAAGGUAAGUCUGUGAGGUUCCAGCGGAGGAAGAAGCCGUGAAGCCACUAAUGAACUCCACAGACUCUGAGCCGGGCUUCUUCCUCCUCCUGAACCGUCAAACUGCAUGAAGGAUGAAAAACCUGCGGCAACAUUUCAGGCUCGAUGUGGUCGGAUCCUUUCAGCUUAAUUUAAUCUAAUUUAUUUCUUUCCAGUUCUUGGGAACAAAUAAACAAGGAGAAAUCAUGCAACGACGUUUCAAAAUCAAAAGCUCAUUUUUCUUCGUUCCUGAAGCCCUGAAGGGAAGCGAAGGAGAAGUUUCUGUUUGUGUGUUUCUGUAUCUGUCCGUCAUCUCAUUUCAGUGACUAGGAAAGGAAGAAAUCAUCCGUUAUUUUCAGUUUUUUUGGAAAUUGUGUUGAUAAAAUGUGAUGUUGGGAUCUCAGCCGAGGGUCACCUGCUUCUCUGCCAAACUUCUUUCACUUCUUUUUGUUGAUCGGAAACAGAUUUUCCUCCUUAAAUCACGUUUCAGAUGCUUCAGUAGUCGUAGCUCUGCAGAGGAGAGAUGAAAGAUGAGGACAUGGAGGGACAACGUUCCUCUGUUCACUGUUUCUGAUCGAUGCUGACUUUAUUUAUUCACCCCGUAGCUUUGAUUCUCCUCUCAGGAUCAUUUUGGUUAAAAACAUGUCAUUUUGAACAGAUUUUGGCUCCUUUUGGACAAUUUUUCUUCUCAUUUCUUACUGUGGGACAGUGUCCUCCUGCAGCGUGCACCAAAAAUAUUUUUUAAAAAUCUGUAAGCGACCUAGUUUUCAGAUGAACUGCAGGCAGUGUUUCCAGAGACGACAAGAAGAACUGAGACUGUAGAAAUGACUCAAAAUUUGUCCAAAAUGACAAAAAAAAGUCUUCAAAAUGGUUCAGUUUGUCCAAAAUGACACAAAAGUGGCCAAAUUUAUCCAAAAAAUGUGUCCAAAAUGACCUAAAACCUGUUCAAAAUGACAUUUUUUAGCCAAAAUAAUCACAAGAGCAAAAUAAAACCGACUGGAUCAAAAAAAGUUCUUGGAGGCUGUAGAAAUGUGAAUGCUCAGAAUCUAACUCAAUGUGUCUAAAAUGACAAAAACUAGUGAACAACUGCUGAAAAAAUGCGUACAAAAUGACUCAGUUUUCCCCAAAUGACAUAAACUUGCCCAAAUUUACCUGUUCAAAAUAAUUUUUUUUUAGCCAGAAUGAUCAUGAGAGGAAAGAAAAACCUACUGGAUCAAUAAAAACUUAAAAUGUGUCUAAAAUGAGAAAAACUAUUGGAAAAAAAAAGCGUCCAAAAUGACUCAAUUUGUCCUGAAUGACAUAAAAUUACCAGAAAUUAUAAGAACAGUUGUCUGAAAUCUGUUGAAAAUGACCUGUUUUUUGAUCUAAAAUGAUCCUGAGAGGAGAACCGAAGCCCCUGGAUGAAUAAAAAACUGCAUCUCGGCUCAGAAACAGUGACCAGAGGACAUCGUCCCUCCGUCUCCUCGUCUGUCAUCGUCUCUCCUCCGCAGAGCGACGACUGAAGCUUCUCUAUAAAACGAAACAAAAAACGAAGCGAUUAUUUGAGCGAGUGAGGAGAGAAAACCCACCAGGGACUCGACAACACGCUCCACGCUGUUCUUUUAAUUUAGAUUGAUGAAUAUAUCUUUAUUUUAUAUCGACAAGAAGAAAAAAAUCUUUUAUCGGGUAAGGUUGACUUUUGUGUGGUGUUGACUGUGAACAUUCACAUUUGAAAAGUAAAAUGGAAAAAAAAAUCUAAAGAAAUUUAUGAAAUAAAACAAAAACACGGA